GGAGAGUAAAAAAUGCACUCCCUGUAUUAAUCAAACUUAAAGAAGGAAGACAACCAGUUAGAAUUAAACAAUACCCUCUGAAAAAGGAAGAUAGGGAAGGAAUUAGUCCCAUAGUAGAAAACUUGCAGUUAGGCUCGUUAAAAGACUGCCCAUCUGAGUUCAAUACUCCCAUUUUGCCAGUCCGAAAAUCUGAUGGGUCAUACCGGAUAGUACAAGAUCGAAGGGCUGUUAACAAAAUAACUGAGGAUCUCUAUCCUGUAGUCACAAAUCCAUACACUCUGCUAAUGUGCCUGACACCCGAGCUAACUUGGUUUACUGUUUUAGACUUGAAAGAUGCCUUCUUUUGCCUUCCUACCCAUGAGGACAGCCAGAAAAUUUUUGCAUUUCAAUGGAAAAACCCCAAAAGCGGGCACAAAUCCCAGCUCACUUGGACUGUGUUGACUCAAGGAUUUAAAAACUCUCCUACUCUGUUUGGGAAACAACUUGCCAAGGAUCUGGAAUCCUCCCCCAGAAGAAGGAAAACUACUGCACGGGAACAGAGAACUCCAGUGGACAAAAGAGGCCACACAAGCCUUCCACCAGCUGAAGAACAGCCUAAUGUCGGCUCCAGUGCUCAGACUCCCGAUGUAAGUAAACCGUUCUUCCGGUUUUCCCAUGAGAAGCAAGGAAUUGCCCUGGGAAUACUGGCCCAGGACUUGGGUCCUGGGAAUCAAGGGGAGCUGGUGCACCACGACUGCCUGGAGACCAUCGAAGCUUCCUACUCCAGCCGCCCUGACCUGAAAGACACCCCGCUGGAUGAUGCAGAAACCCGGUUCACUGAUGGGAGCAGCUACAUCAUCAGUGGAAAGCGACAGGCUGGGAGCUCCCGACCGGACGGGCAUGGCUUCGGGCACGACUGCCCGCGGCGCGCAGGAACCGAAGAGCGGCCCCCGGCCCAGAUCCCGCCCGAGGGUCUCCCGCUACCGGCCCUACUGUCCCCCGGCCCGGGCGGACCCCCGUUCCCGGCAGCGCCCGGGCGAGCCGCCUUCCCCGCGCCGGCCCCGCAGGAGCGACGGGAGAUGCUGCCCAAAGCGGAGUCCAGUGACCACAUCGCGGCCUGGGCGGGCCCCGCCGUUCCCCGCGCCCCUAUGCUGCCCAAGGCCGUGUCCAGCGAGUUCCUCGCCGGCGGGUGGGCGGACCUGACCCCCCGAGCGGAGCUGGGCGAGCUGCCCGUCGUCUCCCGGCCCCUCGGCCAGCUCGGCCCCGGCGACGUCUGCGAUCCGCUGCCGGACUGUCCCGGGCGGGCCCCGGAGGACGGCGCGUUCCGGUGA
This is a messenger RNA of Pseudopodoces humilis (Tibetan ground-tit), 1310 nucleotides long. NCBI's taxonomy places the organism in Eukaryota, Metazoa, Chordata, Aves, Passeriformes, Paridae. The record is from RefSeq and is a predicted model, not a curated record.